UUCGAACAAAAAUAAACAACCGAAGGAAAUCAGCUUGACGACAACAACACAAAAACGGGCAAUGAGUGCUUGUCAAUAAUUUUUCUUGAAGCCUGACGAUUAUUUGUUUUAAAAAUGAGUAGUAUUUACAUUCAAGAGCCACCUACUUUUGGAAAGGUCCUUUUAAAGACAACUGUCGGCGACAUCGACAUCGAGCUCUGGUCUAAAGAAGCGCCGAAAGCAUGUCGGAACUUUGUGCAGCUGUGCAUGGAGGGCUAUUACAAUGGGACCAUCUUCCACAGGGUUGUCAAGGAAUUCAUAGCCCAGGGUGGUGACCCGACGGGCACAGGAGAGGGUGGCGAGUCCAUCUGGGGCCACCCUUUCAAAGAUGAGUUCCACUCGCGACUCCGCUUCUGCAGACGAGGACUGGUGGCCAUGGCCAACGCUGGCAAGGAUGACAAUGGCUCGCAGUUUUUCUUCACCCUCGGACCAACCCAGGAGCUGCAGAACAAGCACACAAUUUUUGGCAAGGUCACAGGCGAGACGGUUUACAACAUGUUGAAACUGGCUGACGGUGAAUUCGACCAAAACGAACGGCCAGAAUUUCCUCAAAAAAUUGUGAAAACCACGGUGCUGAACAAUCCGUUUGAUGAUAUUGUCCCCAGGGUGCAUGAAAAGCAGAAAUCAAAGAGAAAGAAGGACAAGAAGACGGGAGUGAAAGACUUCAAACUUUUGUCCUUUGGAGAGCAAGCUGAGGAGGAUGAGGUCGAGACGGAGAGAGAAAAUAAAAAAUUCUCAGGCAAGAGCAAAUCUACUCAUGAUCUUUUGGACGACCCAAAAUUGAGCUCACAACCAGCUGUCGUGAAGGAAGGCGAAGAACAAGAACCAGAAAGUGAAUCAGAUUUAAGUGGAGACGAAAAGGAACAGGAGGCAGAAGCAAAAAGCUCUGGGGAUUUAAGCAAAGUUAAAAAUAAGCUUUCGUUGAAGAAAUCAAGUACCCAGUCAAAAAAGACAAAGGACGAUGAUGAAGAACCUGACGUUGAGUAUGUUUUGGGUCAAGACGAAAGAGAGGCUCGCAAACGCAAGGCUGAAGAAUUAAAGAAAGAAUACGAAGCGCUAAGGAAGAGUAUGAAAAAACCUAAAGAAAAGGAAGAAGAACCAGAGGAGGAGGAAAAAGAGAGCGAGGUCCUUCAGGCAUACAAUAAGGAGAAAGAGGAAUAUGAAAGUAAGAAGAAACAGCUACCUAAAAAAGGAACUGACAGGGAGGCUUUCACCAUGGCGUUGCUUGCUAAGUUCCAGAAGAAAUUGGGGAAAAUGAAGGAGGCUCAAAAUAGUGAUGAAGAGGAUGAAGUGCCAGAUGCACAAGAAGACGAACCAGAAGUCGCAGAUGCCGAUUUUGGAAAAGACGAAGGACAAUGGAUGUCGAGAAAACUGCGCUUCAACCAAAACGCUCCCAUUCUUGCAAAAGAUGCAAGCACUAAGGACGAGCGACCUGGAGAUUGGUUUGAUCUCAACGACCCUCGGAAUCCAAUCAACCAGCGAAGAAGGGAGGGCCACAAAUCAUCCAAAAAAUAGUGCAAGUUUUAUGAUAUUUAAAAAUAAAUCAGCUAAA
Neocloeon triangulifer is the source of this 1591-nucleotide messenger RNA. RefSeq names its product spliceosome-associated protein CWC27 homolog. Bases 115 to 1554 code for a protein of 479 amino acids. The transcript is spliced from 8 exons. The record is from RefSeq and is a predicted model, not a curated record. Gene Ontology annotation, cellular component: catalytic step 2 spliceosome. NCBI's taxonomy places the organism in Eukaryota, Metazoa, Arthropoda, Insecta, Ephemeroptera, Baetidae. Gene Ontology annotation, biological process: protein peptidyl-prolyl isomerization; protein folding. Gene Ontology annotation, molecular function: peptidyl-prolyl cis-trans isomerase activity.